AUACAAGUCUAGAGAAUCCGCCAUUAUCGGAAUACUCUCAAGUCUCUCAUGAUCUCAACAUAAACAAGACAAAACGCUUUUGUCUCUUUGUCUAAAAUCUACGACAAACCAAGAGAAGAAAAGAAAAAUCUCAUAUAUUUUUUUAAAAAAUUGCAUGUUCAGGAAGAAGAUUCAAAAAAUAUAAUAAUAAAAGGAUCAAAUGGAAAGUCUCACACACAUUCCUCCGGGUUAUCGAUUCCAUCCGACCGAUGAAGAACUCGUUGACUAUUAUCUAAAGAAGAAAGUUGCAUUUCCAGGAAUGCAAGUUGAUGUUAUCAAAGAUGUUGAUCUAUACAAAAUCGAGCCAUGGGACAUCCAAGAGUUAUGUGGAAGAGGGACAAGAGAAGAGAGGGAAUGGUAUUUCUUUAGCCACAAAGACAAGAAGUAUCCAACAGGGACACGAACCAAUAGAGCAACGGGCUCAGGAUUUUGGAAAGCAACGGGUCGAGACAAGGCCAUAUACUCGAAGCAAGAGCUAGUCGGGAUGCGGAAGACUCUUGUGUUUUACAAAGGUCGAGCUCCAAAUGGUCAGAAAUCCGAUUGGAUAAUGCACGAGUAUCGCCUUGAGACCGAUGAAAAUGGACCACCUCAUGAGGAAGGAUGGGUGGUUUGUCGUGCUUUUAAGAAGAAACUAACCACAAUGAGUUACAACAAUCCAAGAACAAUGAUGGGACCAUCAGGACAAGAAUCAAAUUGGUUCACACAUCAAAUGCAUGUAGCUAAUGGUAGUUACUACCAUCUUCCUGACUUAGAGAGUCCAAGAAUGUUCCAAGGCUCAUCAUCAUCACAUCAUAAUGAUAAUGACCCAUAUGGUGUUGUACUCAGCACAAUCAACGCAACACCAACUACACUAGUGCAAGGAGAUGAUGAAGAAGAUCAUGGAAAUAUUAUUACUAAUGAUGAUGAUGGUCACAUUAUUACUAAUGAUGAUGAUCAUGGUCAUUUUAUUACUAAUGAUAAUAUGAUUAUGAUGAAUACAAAUACUGAUCAUCAUCAUCAUCAUCAUCAUCAUCAAUCAGGAUUACUGCUCAGUGAUGAUCAUAAUGACCAUAUGAUGGAUUGGCAAACUCUUGACAAGUUAGUUGCUUCUCAGCUAAUCAUGAGCCAAGAAGAGGAAGAAGUUAACAAAGAUCCAUCUGAUAAUUCUUCCAAUGAAACCUUCCAUCAUCAUCUCUCUGGAGAGCAAGCAACAAUAGCUUCAAUGAAUGCCUCUUCUUCUCCAUGUUCCUUCUACUCUUGGCCUCAAAAUACAAACACCUAAAGAUCCAUCCUCAAACGUGUGUGAAUCCGAAUGCCUCUCUCUCUAUAUAAUUAAUUAAGGCUCAUGCUUAUUAUAUAAUUACAUAUAACGAUUACUAAUUAUAAUUUUAUAUGAAAUUUGUUAAUUUAUCUUAUCACACCGGUGUAACUUUCUUUAGUUUUGUGAAAUAUAUAAAACUAUUUCUAGA
This is a messenger RNA of Brassica napus (rape), 1487 nucleotides long. Its product is annotated as NAC domain-containing protein 101-like. The transcript has 3 exons. Lineage: Eukaryota; Viridiplantae; Streptophyta; Magnoliopsida; Brassicales; Brassicaceae. The coding region runs from base 200 to 1300 and encodes 366 amino acids. Gene Ontology annotation, biological process: regulation of DNA-templated transcription. Gene Ontology annotation, molecular function: DNA binding. The record is from RefSeq and is a predicted model, not a curated record.